This is a messenger RNA of Cyphomyrmex costatus, 652 nucleotides long. RefSeq names its product transmembrane protein 230. NCBI's taxonomy places the organism in Eukaryota, Metazoa, Arthropoda, Insecta, Hymenoptera, Formicidae. The record is from RefSeq and is a predicted model, not a curated record. Gene Ontology annotation, cellular component: endomembrane system. The transcript has 5 exons. Bases 172 to 504 code for a protein of 110 amino acids.
CUUGCUUGUUGACAGAUUGACAGCUGACAGUGAUACUAGGUGAUACUAUAUAUUUGACAUAACUUUUUGAUGAACGACAGUGUAUAAUAUUGCUUGUUACGAAAGGUUCUCUUAACACACGAGUAUGAUCAUCGCAACAUAAUUUGAUGACUAUAUCUAUAUAAAGCGACUAUGUGCAGGAAAAAAGUUCGAAGUGACAGACAAUUUGACAACGUGGAUUACACACAUCUUACAGAAACCGAUAAUGAUUUCUUUGAUUCACAAUUUGUAAAGCCACCAAUAAAAAUACCAUGGAAGGCUAUUAUGUUAGCAGCUCUGCUAUUUAUUGGAGGUACUGUUAUGCUAAUUAUGGGAAGUUUAAUUGUGAGUGGACACAUUGAUUCAAAAUAUUCAGAUCGGAUAUGGCCAGUGAUAAUUUUAGGAGCCUUGAUGUUCAUACCGGGAGCUUAUCACAUGAGGGGGAGACCGGAGCACCAUGGGUCACGGGAUAUCAUGAACCAUUGACUGUUUAGAGAAAUCCAGAAUGUUUAGGUUGAUGCAAUUGGUAUCAUAUGAUUGUUAUUUAGUUGCCCAUACUAUGUAUUAUAUCUAGAUGGCAGAGAUCAAUUUCCGUUAUCUUUCCGUACACAUGCCGUUAAAGAAUUUCAUGGUG